This is a messenger RNA of Spirodela intermedia, 237 nucleotides long. Lineage: Eukaryota; Viridiplantae; Streptophyta; Magnoliopsida; Alismatales; Araceae. The record is from the annotation of a GenBank genome assembly.
AUGGAAUCAGAUUUUUCUAAUAAGAACAAAGUUAUUAUUCUACUUGAUUCUCUUCUUGAUUUAUACGAUCAUCUUGUUAUGAUUUUGUCGUAUGAUAGUACAACACAUGUUCUUGAAGAUGUUAUUGACUCAUUAAUAGAGUAUUAUCAUCAGAAAAAGAAUAGUAAUGAGGCUCGUGGUAUAGAUUUAUAUAUGAAGGGUGAAAGAGGACAUGAAAGGCAGAAAGAGAAAGAAUAG